This is a messenger RNA of Biomphalaria glabrata, 4167 nucleotides long. RefSeq names its product protein limb expression 1 homolog. Gene Ontology annotation, cellular component: cytoplasm. Gene Ontology annotation, biological process: autophagosome maturation. Bases 159 to 1130 code for a protein of 323 amino acids. NCBI's taxonomy places the organism in Eukaryota, Metazoa, Mollusca, Gastropoda, Planorbidae. The transcript is spliced from 5 exons. The record is from RefSeq and is a predicted model, not a curated record.
CGGAUGUUACUGAUUUAGCUCUGUAUUUCAAUAGACCAGGAAGUUCAGUCACCUCCCCAGCCCAAGACAUAAACAGAGAAAAAAUCUGUUUAAAACAUUGUUAUGAACAUGUGAAUUAAUUUGAGAUCAGAACAGCGGAGGAAGUAACAAAUUACAAAAUGGAAAUGACCGCUGGGACUAACAAAUCAUUGCCUUCUCAGCGGGUCAAUACUGGCAAAAACCAACAAACAACACAGAUGCACUAUACACCUCACAAUAUGGCCACAGUGGCUGCAGAUGCAGCAGCUUCGGUUCAUGCCAGUGCCCAUGCUGGGCCAAUGAAUGAUGCCAAAGCCAAAACGGUUUUAAAAGAAGCAGUGGAUGCUGUUGUAAACAGUUUCGCAAAGCAUACGCAUGGCCACGGCAGAGUCAAUGUGGUGGAAGCAUUGCAAGAGUUCUGGCAAAUGAAACUUGAAAGAGGCGCAGACUUGACCAAUGGUGCUCUAGUUGUCUAUGAGUCCCAGCCUGCCACUACCCCACCCUUUGUAUGUUAUGUUAGCUUGCCUGGCGGCAGUUGUUUUGGAAGUUUCCAGAUCUGUAACACUAAAGCUGAAGCCAGGCGGAGUGCAGCCAAGAUAGCUUUGAUGAAUUCAGUUUUUAAUGAGCAUCCCUCCAGAAAAAUUACAGAUGAAUUUAUUGAGAAGGCCAUUGCAGAUGCUGUGACUUCAUUUCAGGGCACGACAUCAGAUGCAGAGAAUCCAAGCACAGGAAUAGGUGCCUUUAAGUUUAUGCUGGAAGCCAAUCGUGGGAGAUCCAUGCUAGAGUUCCAGGAACUCAUGACAGUAUUCCAACUUUUACACUGGAAUGGGAGCCUGAAGGCCAUGCGAGAAAGGAACUGUUCACGCCAGGAAGUGCUUGCCCAUUAUUCUCACAGGGCCCUUGAUGAUGACAUGAGAUCUCAGAUGGCGUUAGACUGGAUAGCCAGAGAACAGGAGUCCCCAGACAUAAUUGCUAAUGAGCUGGAAGUGGCAGAAAAAGAUCUGGAGGGUGCCAGGCUAGCUGGACGGGAGCUUCGCUUUUAUAAAGAGAAAAGGGAUAUUCUGGUUCUAGCAUUGAGUCAGAUAAGUCCCAAUGGUGAAACUAUUGCCUAAUAAGUUUGCCUCUAGUAUUUGUUUCAAAUCUGAAGAACUACAUUUGUUAUUGGUUGUGGCCAGUUGAAGCAGCUGUUUAUUUAUGCAAGUUUCUUGUUAAACUUGAGUUCAUUUCAUUAUUCAUACCUUUUUAAAAUCAUAAGGAUGUUGUAUUAAUGGUUGUUCAUCAUGUGUUACAUAAAAACUUAAAGGGAAUCUCUUAUUCACAAUUACUGAAAUUUUGUUAUUUAAACUACAUCACAGUAGAUCAUUAUUGUAAUGUAAUAUAUGGAGAUAAGUUCCAACAGAGAGGUCACACUUUAAUUGUAAAUUAAACCCUGAUUAAAGGAUGCUUUCAGCACACCCGACUCUUUAAAAUAGCUACAAUUAAAUGACUGGGUAGAAAAAUGUACAGCUGCAUAAAAGUUGAUCACUGACAAUGUCAAAGACAUUUCUGUCGUCUAUAUCAAAAUUCUGAUAUAGACUCAUUGUUGGGCCAUUCAAAAAACAAACAAACGAAGAGAUGGUAGACUCUAAAGUACAUGUGAGGUUAACUUAAAGAUGACCAGUUAUCCAAAGUGUUAAUGUUCUACUGUGGUUUAACCAUUUAUUUUCACCUGAGAGUAUUCAUAUCCAUAACAAUGAUAAAUCAAACUCAAAGUUGUACACAUGUGAUCAUUAAUUUUGUUUUGUAUAUUUUCUAUAUGUUAUGUAGACUAGAUGCUUAUAUAAUGGCAAAUACUGAAAAUCAAUUGUGUGAUAUUAUAUCAAAUAUUAGCUCAUAAAUAAUUACAGUUAGUGUUAAAAAAAACAACAACUUUCCCUAAGAACAAUUAUAAAAAAUCAGUUUGUUCUUUAGAAAGUGUUAAUUGUAGUUAAACAAUAAAUAGCACUAUAAUAAUUCCUUUUUUGAAUAAGAAGAUUACAGGUUAAUCUUUAUAUUAAUUAGAACAUUUUUUUAAAAAUGUUUAUGCAAUUGUGUUUGCUAUUUAAUUGUAUUAAUUCUUAUAAAUUGUGUCCUGAACUGUAUAUAACAAUAUGGUAUUAUAAUGACCUAUGAUUGCCUGUUUGAGAUUCACUAAAUGAAUUAUUUUAAUCCUAUAUAUUUUAAACAAUAAUUGUUACACCUACUAGCCUUUUAAAAUACAAUACAAAUUUUUUUAAAUGAACAGAAACAAAUUUUUGAAACAUUCAUUUUGUACUUUUUAAUCUCUUCACUACUUUCAGCACUCAUGGAUUUAUGUUUAAUUUUUUCAUGUUGUUGAGAAUGUAUCUAAUAUUUUACAAAAAAAAAUAUUUUCUAAAGCACUAACUUCAAAUAGUGGCAGAAUCUUUUAUGGCAUGUUAUUAAUUUAACAGUUUAAAGAGAAAUGCAUUAAGGAAAAAUAAAUAAAACAACAUUUUAUAGUUUCAAUUUGAUAGAUUUUGAGAUAUUCUGGUUGUGACCUAAAUGUAUUUAUGUAUUUCUGUUUAAAAGCAGAUUUCAAUGUUUUGUGUGUUUCAGAAACUUUUUCCCACCUGACAGUUUGUAUCUUCUUUAUCUACCAAUAAAUAUAUAUAUAUAUAUUGGCUAGGCCAUUCUUAAGUAGUGAAAACAUUCUUUUCUACCAUGGCUUUUACCUUCAAUAUUACCUCUCCCUUACCUCUAUUGAUGGGCUAUUUUUUGUAACUGCUGAUUUUUUUUUCACUAUCUUAACAUUCUUGUCUUAGGCUACAUUCUGAGAAAUAUGAAGGAUUGUUUUUAUAAUUGUCUCCUAUUUACUUCCAUUAUGACUAUUUUACAAGCAGAAGAUUUUAUAUUGUUUAAUAUAAAAGCAAAGGAUCAAAGCAUACUUUCAGGUUGUGUUUUGAGUUUGAAAUAGUUUUUUGUUUUUAUUUUGUGCACAGUUAAAUUAGAAAGUCUGUGCACUCUGAAUCUGUUGUUGUAUUGAACAUGAUUCUAUGGGGCAGAUGAUGUUAAGGUCAUCUGUUUCUACAAGCAGUGUGUCAUAUUGCCAGCACAACGACCAACCGCCUUUACUUUCCCCAACUAAAGUCAGGUACCCAUUAGAGUUGGGUGAACUCAGGGGUGCCCUGAAAAUCCCAAAAUUCAAAAUCCCAGUCUUCACCAAGAUUUGAACCUAGGACCACAGGUUCGAAAGCCAAGUGCUUAACCACUCUGACACCACGCCCCCAUUGAACAUGAAUGAAAUAGUGAAACCAUAUGAAAUUCUCUGUAUCACUUGAAUUAUUUUGUUUAUUAUUUAUUUUUAGAACAAAACUUGUUUUACCACACAAAUACUUGUCAAUAUUAUUGUUUUAAACAUUUUAUAUGCCUUUUAAUAUUUUAAAUAUACAAAAUCUUUAAAAAUGAGAAUUGUUUUUUUUUCUAAAGCUUGGUCAUGUAUUGACCAGGGUGUGCCAGACUAAAGUAUGCUGAGAAUGAUAAUGUUUUGACAUAUUUUGAAAAUUAUCACCAGAAUUCAAGUUGAUUCCAUCAAGAACGUGAUAGCCAUAGUGGAUGUGCCAUAUGAUAAUAGUUUUUGAACUAUCUUCACAUCCCUGUAUCUGACACUGCUCACUGUUAACCCAUGCAGUCUUGUAAGAGUUUUAGGCUAGGACAUAAUCGUUUUCAUUUUAAAUGUGUGAUGUCUAAAACGUAAGGAUUAAGCAACACUUUUUAAUAUCUAUUUGAUAAAGAUAUAUGUAUGUUGAUAGCCAUACUUAAAGCUAUUAACCAAGAUCAACAACACUCUUUGAAACAAUGUUUUUAAUGCAAGUGAGUUGAAUUUAACAAGUUUUUAAUGUAAUGUCACAUUUGAAAUCUACUAUUUCUUUGUCUUAAUAUAUGUUGAUAUGUUAUAAUAUAAGCUACAUAUAUGUAUUUUUUUUUCUUCUUUAGAAUUUUGACAUUUUUAAUAAGGAUUGUGACUAUUUCAAUUUAUCUGCCUUACAUUUUUUGUUCUUUUUAUAUGCACCUCAAGUGUUGUGACAAAUGAUUUUCUUUUAAUAAAUAAAUACAUUUUAUAUAAAUAUAUUCUCUAUAUAAUUUAAGAUAAGUAAAAGAAAUUGCUGACUU